Molecule: messenger RNA, 1898 nt
Organism: Parus major (Great Tit)
Lineage: Eukaryota; Metazoa; Chordata; Aves; Passeriformes; Paridae
Gene: NME6
Product: NME/NM23 nucleoside diphosphate kinase 6
Exons: 5
Coding region: 35-601 (188 amino acids)
Biological process (GO): GTP biosynthetic process; UTP biosynthetic process; CTP biosynthetic process
Molecular function (GO): nucleoside diphosphate kinase activity
Source: RefSeq, a predicted model, not a curated record
UCCGGCCCCGCCCCGUUCCGGCCCCGCCCCGGCCAUGGCGGCCCCGCGGCGCCUGCAGCUGACACUGGCGCUGCUCAAGCCGGACGCCGUGGCCCAUCCGCUCGUGAGCGAGCGCCGCCUCUUCCCGCAGGCCGUGCACGCCGCCAUCCUCCGUCACCAGUUCCUCAUUGUCCGCGCCAAGGAGCUGCGGUGCGGCCCGGAGCAGAGCCGCCGCUUCUACCGGGAGCACGCCGGGCGUUUCUUCUACCAGCGGCUGGUGGAGUUCAUGGCCAGUGGCCCCAUGUGGGCUUACAUCCUGGCCCACGAGAAUGCUGUCCCUCUCUGGAGAUCCCUGAUGGGACCCACUAAAGUGUUCCGAGCCCGACACAGCGACCCAGACUCCAUCCGAGGUGCCUAUGGCCUCACAGACACCAGGAACACGACCCAUGGCUCAGAUUCACCUGCCUCAGCCAGCAGAGAAAUUGCCUUUUUCUUCCCCGAGUUCGAUGAGCGGCGCUGGUACGAGCAGGACGAGCCCCGGCUCCGCCGCGGGCAGCUGUUCUACAGCCCCGAGGAGCGUGUGCACCGUGUGCUCAGGGCACAGGAGGCAGACGUGACCUGAGUUACCCCUGGUAGGGUUUGCUGACCUGGCAGCACCUGUGGGCAUUGUCUUGGGGCACCAGACACAGAGCUGUGCCGUGCUUCAGGGACUGUGGGAAAGGAAAGCCUCAUGCAUGUUGUGCUGCCUGGGAUGAGGUUGUGCCACCUGGGAUCAGGUUAUUGGGGUAACAGGCAGAUGCUGGGGCGCUGUAGGAAGAAUUCCCCCAGCAGUGCUCAUGCUGACAGUCUGGCCAUGCAGCUCACUGGGCCCCUGAGUUUGUUUGGGUGUGAACAGGACAGGUGAGUUGGUCAAGGGCCGGCUGAAGGAUGGGUUGGUUGUGCCAGAUGGGAUUGGCCUGACUUUGCUGAUGGGAAGCCUUGGGUUCUCCCUGCUGGCUGUUCCCACAGUGCUUAGGGAGAAAAGAAGGAAAAAGAGCAGGAAGAAAGGUAUCAGCAGGGCAAGGUGAACUGUCCUGUCCAUUCUCACCUUCAGCUGGGCUGGGAAAUGAGCAUCUCUGCCAAUAGCUCUUCAUGUGAGACCACUUGAAGCCCUCAGUGACCAUGGCCUGACAGCACCAGGACAAUUCCAUGUCCUUGGGAAAUGGGAUGGACAAGGCCUCUGAAUUACCCAGAUAUGUGAUGGAAUGAUGCAGGAGGACUUAGUUGGGAGGUACAGAGCCAAGUCCUGGCAGGCUGAUACGUGUUUCUCUGUGUGAUGCCGUGUGAGGUGUGUUCCUGGAUGGGGUUUCAGUCUGUUUAUGCUGUCUCCCUACAGGCUCCUUACAGUACUGCCAUUUUAGUUACAGUGCCUUGUACUGAGGGAAUUUCCUUUGGGCAGUCCCAAAUGCUCAGGCUGGGGAAGGUGUGCUGUGCUUGGGGCAGGAAAGCUGAGCUGAGAUUCAGCAGUGCCCUGGCACCUGACAGAGCCAAGGCAGGGACUCUGCAGGUACUCCCAGAACUCUGUGAGCUGUUGGGUAGUGACUGACGAUGCUCUGUGGAGGAAAGCACUGCCCACAGCUGCCGUGGUUAAACUCAUCUGCGUUUGUGGUGCCUCCUCCUUUCUGGGAUCAAAUGGUCGUUGUUCUGUUCCAGGUACAGAUCCAGGGAUUUGUGGGACAUCACUGCUGUCCCUGUCCUCAGCAGUGUCGAGUGGAUCUGCUCAGGAUCCUGUGUGUCUUCACACAGGUCUGAGAGCUGCUGUCCCCCGUGCUGUUGAUAUUUUAUUGAUGCUUUAUCAGUUGUUUCAUUGAUUCUUGGAGGAUUUGCUUAGAGCUGUGUGUUUUUCUUGAAACUAUUAAACUUUAUUAUUUUUCACUUUU